GAAAGACAAGAACAUUGGUGAAACUGAUCCAAAUGUUCAAAACAAUGGUAUUAUCACUGAAAAAGUUUCAAAGAAAAAGUCAAAGAAAAGAAAAAGAGAAGAUGAUGAAGAAGUGGAAGAAGAAGAUGAGGUAAAGGAUGGGGAUGAAAAUGAAGAAAACGAUGAUGAUAGUGGGGAAGAGGAACCAGCAAAGAAAAAAUUCAAGACUAAAUUUAACUGGAAUGAAAUCAUAGUAGAGGUUUUACAAAGCAAGGGACCGGAAAUGAAAACAAAAAAGCUGAGAAAAAAGGUUCUUGCUGAGUACUUGUCACAGGGAUGCACUGAAAGAUCUGAGGAAAAACUGUGGUCGAGAUUUGAUAAAAAACUGAAAAAGAUUCCUGAGGUUAAAGUAAUAGGAGAGAAAGUGAAACUUAAAAAUACCUCCUAGUACUUUGCUAUAUGAUGGCUUUCACAUAAUCUCAGAUGUUAAUGACUCAUCAGAUUCCAGAUUCGGCUAUAAAGUGAUUGAAAGAUAUGAAAGGAAUAUGGUGACAUUUUAAUAAAUGUUGACUAUAGUUUAAGAACUUCCUUAUUGGAUUCUAUUACAAUAAAGUUUUGUUUUAAAGGUCAUUUGAGUUUUAAAGAGUUCCAUUUAACAGUUUUCAAGCAUGAAAUUAUGUUGUGGAGAGAGACAAUAUCUAAAAUGUUAAAUUACAUGCAUGUAACAGCAGAUAUACAUAUAUAUUUAUACAUAUAUAUUUAACAGAAUAUGCAUGUAGAUUUCGUAUAUAAUGUUGAAGCAAACUUUUUAUGCUUAUGCAAUAAGGUGGCAUAUAGCGAUAGUUAUACAUCUAAAAUAUAUAGUAAACUACAAUUCAUUCUCAAGAAACAUGUGGGAUAACAAACAAACAUGUCAAGAUUGUUCCUAGAGUGAAAGACUUCUAAAGUUGUACAAAAACAAUUGAUUUUUUAAAGAAAUCAUGUUGCCAUAAUUUGGUUCCAUAGCAUCCAUAAGACAUUAUAAGAAGAAUUUAAAUGACCUUAUACACAACUAAAAGGUCUAGAGCUUUGAUAUAUGCAUGAGACGUUUCCUGUUGGACCUCUACCAUAUUUGUAUGAAUCCUGGUCCCAUUGGCCAAGUUGGUGCCGAUUCAAAGGGCACAUAAUUUUAGAUAUAUACAUGUACAUAUACAUGUAUGUAUUAGAAUAUAAAGUCUCUUAAUCAUGCCCAGUUAUCCAGUUAGCCAAAAUGCUUUUAAGGAACAACAAAUAUAACAGUACUGUAUAGAAUAAAAUAGAAAGUUUAAUACAUUAUUUGUAUGUAAACAUAAUGCUGUUUUGGCUACCUGGACAAACUCAUCUGCCUUUGAGAAAGAAGUUGGUAUACUAAGUCACCCGACAAAUACCUUAGUCACAAUUUCUAUAAAUUUUGUACAUGACAGCAAGCUGAUGAUUCACACCAAAUAUGUAAGCUUUGGGCAGUUACGGAAAUAUUUAAAGGUUUUAUUUAUAAAUGACGAAUAUCAAGUGGCAGGUGGUGCCAAAUCUGAUCCAAUGGUCAUGAUUUGGAAAAAACUUGGAGAAGAUUUUUUUAAAGCUUUCACAAUGUGAUUAAAUGUAAAAUCAAAAGUGAUCACUAGGGAUUUCGUCUUGUAACAUAUCAAUGUUUAAGACUAGGUGGUUCUGGAGGAUAUAUUGAAUUUUUCACUAUUAUAUUUCUAUAAAAUGGUGUCCCCGAGGAUAGGCAGAUUUGACCCUAGGGGUCAUGAUUUUAACAAACUUGAUACAGGCCAAUCAGUUAAUGCUUCAUGCUAAAUAUCACAGUACUAGACCCUGAAGUUCUGUAGACAAAGAUUUGUAAGUUUUCACAUUAUGUUUUAAUGCAUUUGGACAAAAAAAUCAGCCAUUUGUUUUACAAUGAAUACAAGUGAAAAAUGUGGAAAAUACCAGAUAAGUCAUCACUGUGUAUUUUAAGCUAGUUUGUUUUGAAGUGGCAGAAUGCAAUCUGACUGCAUGAAUUGUACAAUUUCAGCUUUUUAUUUGUGACUGAUGAAGCCUUCUUAACUGAAAUUUUUUAUUAAACUUGUUUUAUAUGUACAUGUAUGCUCACAGACUAAUUGAUUUUCAAGAUGUUGGUCUCUGAUACCUUAAUAUUCUAUGGGACUUAUUAUUAAAUUCAUUUUAUUGUACUUAUUAUGUCUGUAGUAUGUAUGUAAUUGAUAAAAAAAUAUCUUACUGA
This is a messenger RNA of Ruditapes philippinarum (Manila clam), 2218 nucleotides long. Its product is annotated as cell growth-regulating nucleolar protein-like. Gene Ontology annotation, biological process: rRNA processing; negative regulation of transcription by RNA polymerase II. The record is from RefSeq and is a predicted model, not a curated record. Gene Ontology annotation, cellular component: nucleolus. Lineage: Eukaryota; Metazoa; Mollusca; Bivalvia; Venerida; Veneridae. Gene Ontology annotation, molecular function: DNA binding.